CCAGACUGCAUUCAGUAACCGCUAUUGCUGCGAAUCAGGAGUGUAGUUCACGAUCGGACAUCUUUUUGUAUUUUCGACGCGGCGAUUUAGUUCUUCACCGGUAACAAUCGGGAUGUGUGUUGGCUUUUUCUGCUGUAAAUUCAGACUGAUUGCCAUUGCUGUAACCAGUAAACAGUUAUAUUCAAUUGAUCCAUUGACCGGAAUCCAAAUUACGGAUCUUCUUUUGAUAAUCGGCCUUCGUAAUUAAAAUCGUACUCCAUACCACGGAUCAUGCAAAUGGAUAUGUCUAAUUCCCCAACAUCCCCUAAAUCUUCCACCGGCAGCGAGAAAGGCGAUGGUCACAUCAAGCGACCCAUGAAUGCCUUCAUGGUGUGGUCACGUGGACAACGCCGCAAAUUGGCCCAGGAAAAUCCCAAAAUGCACAACUCGGAGAUCAGCAAACGUCUAGGAGCGGAAUGGAAGAUGUUGAGUGACUCGGAAAAGCGUCCAUUCAUAGACGAAGCGAAACGGCUACGUGCUCUGCAUAUGAAGGAACACCCCGAUUACAAGUACCGACCACGACGCAAGCCAAAGACUCUGUUGAAGAAGGACCGCCCGCAGUUUCCCUACGGUGUCCCCUUUGGUGAUCCAUUCCGUUCCUUCAUGCCACAAAUGUCGGCCGUUAAUGAGAUGGAAAAAGCUCGCGCUUUCCUCCCACACGGCAGUCCAUACAGCAGUAAUUUUUAUUCAGCAGCCAGCAAUGAAAUGGCUAAACUGUCGGAAAUUGCCGCCUCAUCGGCAGCACAAUCGUCUAUGAUGAACGGGAUGAAUGCCGCUGCGGCGGUCAAUCCAGCGCUGUAUUCAUCCCAGUUCUACCACAAUCCACCUGCUGCCAUGUCCGCUUAUCUGCAUCCGGGUAUGCAGGCCGCUGCGGCGGUGGCGCAAGCCUGUAGUGGACAACCGAUGGGGGUCAGCUCGGCGGCCGCGACCGCAGCCAUGAACAUGAAGUACGACAUGAACGAGAGCCUCCGACGACCGGUGCCCUAUGUCUUUCCUGGACAGUAUCUCCGCGACUGACCAUUAUAAGCAACUCUAUGGAUUAUCGGCAAGUGCAGUGUGCAGACAAAUUUGUGGCCGGCGUAUUUCUUCCUGCAAUAACGUUUCAAAUGGGAUUAAAGCAUAACUGUGAGAUUUAAUUAAGCGAUUAAUUCUUUUUUUUGAUUACUUGUGUACAUCGGCUGUAUUUUUGUGUGUGCGUUAUGUUUGAUUUGUGGGAUUGGCGACAGAAGCAUCUGGCUCGUCUCUUGCGAUGGUGUCAUUUUCCUUAUGGAUUCCUUCUGUUGGUCGCAGCGAUAACUCGACGUGUCAUCGACAUACUCAGCGUUAACACUGAAACACAGCCGCUUUGUCAUCGAUUGAAAAUGAUACUCUCCUUGAGAUUAAUCGAAAUGGUGUGGCCGCGCGUGCGCUGCGGCCAACCAGAAAAUAAGGUUACAGUACUUGUGUGUAUAUCCAGUUAUUCAAUUGUUAUUUUCCGUUUCGAUGCUGUGUAUUAUUUGAUGUCGUCUUUGGUCGCGUUGAUGUUCCUAACUGUCUGUAAUACGGCUGUAUUUACAGGCAGCACAUUAUUGUUUUUUGAUUUCUUUGUCACACGUGAAAAGUUUAAGCAAUAAAAAUGGCGUUGUACCUGUA
Paramacrobiotus metropolitanus is the source of this 1671-nucleotide messenger RNA. Its product is annotated as transcription factor sox-3-like. Gene Ontology annotation, molecular function: RNA polymerase II cis-regulatory region sequence-specific DNA binding; DNA-binding transcription factor activity, RNA polymerase II-specific. The record is from RefSeq and is a predicted model, not a curated record. The coding region runs from base 271 to 1056 and encodes 261 amino acids. Lineage: Eukaryota; Metazoa; Tardigrada; Eutardigrada; Parachela; Macrobiotidae. Gene Ontology annotation, biological process: regulation of DNA-templated transcription; cell differentiation; anatomical structure morphogenesis. The transcript is spliced from 3 exons.